Messenger RNA from Sardina pilchardus (European sardine), 5339 nucleotides. Its product is annotated as NACHT, LRR and PYD domains-containing protein 12-like. The record is from RefSeq and is a predicted model, not a curated record. Bases 159 to 4877 code for a protein of 1572 amino acids. Gene Ontology annotation, biological process: intracellular signal transduction. The transcript has 17 exons. Lineage: Eukaryota; Metazoa; Chordata; Actinopteri; Clupeiformes; Clupeidae. Gene Ontology annotation, molecular function: protein binding.
UCUCAAGGGACCGGUGUUAGGGCAAGAACAUUUUUGGACGUUUUGUGAAGGCUAUAGGCCAAGGCUACCUCCUCUGCCAGUUCCUUGGUCUCUGUCAACAUGUCUGUUGGAGCAGAAAUGGACCCACAGAUCUGAUUGGUCUACAUAGCUGCUAAAAAAUGGAUGUCCCUCAAGAGGGAGAGGAUGCUGUUGGUGGAAAUCAGACAGGCAGAGCAGCAUGUGCCGUGUCCAGCCACGUGUCCAUGAAGAAUGAGGAGCCCGUCACUGAUGGGCAUCAGGGGGUCAGCACAGGAAGAGUGCUGUCUUAUCCAAGACCACAGACAUACAGACCAGUGUCUCCAGUGCCCAGCUGUAUGUCCAUGAAGAGUAACUGCUCAAUGGGGGAUCCUCCCACUUUCAGCAGUGGACCACCACAGUCUGAUCCAAAACCACAGACAUACAGACCAGUGUCUCCAGUGCCCAGCUGUAUGUCCAUGAAGAGUGACUGCUCAAUGGGGGAUCCUCCCACUUUCAGCAGUGGACCACCACAGUCUGAUUUAAAACCACAGACAUACAGACCAGUGUCUCCAGUGUCCAGCUGUAUGUCCAUGAAGAGUGACUGCUCAAUGGGGGAUCCUCCCACUUUCAGCAGUGGACCACCACAGUCUGAUCCAAAACCACAGACAUACAGACCAGUGUCUCCAGUGUUCAGCUGUGUGUCCAUGAAGAGUGACUGGUCAAUGGGGGAUCCUCCCACUUUCAGCAGUGGACCACCCCAGUCUGAUCCAAAGAACAUCCUGACCCAGGAUCAGUCCAGGUGUGGAGUGUGUGAGCAGCUACUGAGGGACCCAGUCAUCACCAGUUGUGGACACAGUUUCUGCAGGCAGUGCAUCAGCAGCUACUGGAGCCAGUCUGGUGCACCAGGAGACUACAGCUGCCCACAGUGCAGAAAGAGACCCAUAACACAACCCAUUAUAAACCCUGAAAUAAGUAUGGCACAAUCACUAUUGUACUCGUCAACAACCAUGGCACAACCUCACCUAUACCCACCUACAGCCAUGGCACAACCUCACCUAUACCCACCUACAGCCAUGUCACAACCUCACCUAUACCCAUCUACAGCCAUGGCACAACCUCACCUAUACCCACCUACAGCCAUGGCACAACCUCACCAAUAUCCACCUACAGUCAUGGCACAACGUCACCUAUACCCACCUACAGCCAUGGCACAACCUCACCUAUACCCACCUACAACCAUAGCACAACCUCACUUAUACCCACCUACAGCCAUGGCACAACCUCACUUAUACCCACCUACAGCCAUGGCACAACCUCACCUAUACCCAUCUACAGCCAUGGCACAACCUUCAUCUUACCAACACAGUGAAAUGGCACUCCAUCUGAACCCAUCUGCAAACAUGGCACAAGUUCCUCCAUCCCCACACACAGACACGGGGCUGCGUCCUCAGUACUCAAACUCAGCCAUGGGGCAGCGUAAUCAUCCACACAUCCAGCACCCUCUUUAUCCACACAUCCACAUGGCACAGAUCUCUCCACAGCCUCCCUUAGAUGAGCACACAGUCAUGGGAGGCAGCACCCAUCUGCAAACUGAGCAUGCUCCAGUCAAAAGGGCCAAACGAACAGAUGACGAUGUCCUCACCAGAGUACUGAUGACCCAUAAAGCCAGCAUGAAGAGGAGGUUUGAGAACAUAUGUGAAGGCAUCAUAAGGUCAGGGACUCAAACACUCCUGAACAAGAUCUACACAGAGCUCUACAUCACAGAGGGGGAGAGUGAAGGGGUGAAUAAUGAGCAUGAGGUUUGGCAGGUAGAGUCAGCAUCCAGGCCACAAACGACAGAAGACACGGCAAUCAACUGUAAUGAUAUCUUCAAGCCCUUACCUGGACAGGAGAGACACAUCAGAACUGUGAUGACCAAGGGAAUCGCUGGCAUUGGAAAAACCGUCUCAGUGCAGAAGUUCAUCCUUGACUGGGCAGAGGAGAGAACUAACCAGGAUGUAGAUUUCAUGUGUGUGCUUCCGUUCCGUGAGCUGAAUCUGGUCAAACAUGAUCAGUACAGUCUUCACAGACUCCUGCUUGACUUCCACCCUGAGCUUAAAGAGCUACAAGAUGGUGAAUACAAAGACUGCCACAUUGUGUUCAUCUUUGAUGGUCUGGAUGAGAGUCGACUUCCACUGAAUUUCCGAAAGAAUCAAAAGUUGUCUGAUGUGACACAGACAUCAUCAGUGGAUGUGCUGAUGACGAGCCUCAUCCAGGGAACUCUGCUUUCCUCUGCUCUCCUCUGGAUAACCUCCCGACCAGCAGCAACCAGUCAGAUCCCUUCUCAGUGCAUCAGUCUGGUGACAGAAGUACGAGGGUUCAAUGACCCACAGAAGGAAGAGUACUUCAGGAAGAGGAUCAGUGACCAGAAUCAAGCCAACAGAAUCGUCUCACACAUUACAGCAACCAGGAGUCUCCACAUAAUGUGCCACAUGCCAGUCUUCUGUUGGAUCUCAGCUACUGUCCUUCAGCAGAUACUGGAACAGGAUGAUGGGAAAGAAGCCCCCAAAACACUGACUGAAAUGUUCAUACACUUCCUGCUUAUCCAAACCACUAGAAAGAACCAGAAGUAUCAAGUGGAAAAUGAGACAGAUAGACAGAGGCUCCUGGAUUCACACAAGGGUGUCAUAUUGAAGCUGGCAGAGCUGGCUUUCAAGAAUCUGGAAAAUGGCAAUCUCAUGUUCUAUGAGGAAGACCUGGGAGAGUGUGGCAUCGAUGUCAGUGAAGCUUCAGUGUACUCUGGCAUGUGCACUGAGAUCUUCAGGGAGGAAUGUGUGUUUCAUCACAAGAAAGUCUACUGCUUUGUCCAUCUGAGCAUCCAGGAGUUUCUGGCUGCACUUCAUUUGUUUGCCUCCUAUUUAAGUAAAAACAUGAAGGUCCUGAAACAAUUUCUUUCAAGGUCUUUGCCAGAUUUGCCUCUAGAUGAGUUGCUGAAGAAAGCAGUGAACAAAGCUUUGGAAAGCAAGAAUGGACACCUUGAUUUGUUUGUGCGCUUUCUUCAUGGCAUUUCUCUUGUGUCAAAUCAGAGUCUUUUGCUUGGCCUCCUGACACACACACAUAGCAGCCCAGAGAGUGUGAAGAAAACAAUAAAGAACCUGAAGGUGAUGCAGAGACCAAAUAUCUCCCCCGAGAGGUGCAUCAAUCUGUUCCACUGCCUGGUGGAAAUGCAUGACUCUUCUGUUCAUGAUGAAAUCCAGGCUUUCCUGAAGGCAGAGAAAGGUGCCGUGAAACAGCUCACACUGGCUCACUGCUCAGCCUUGGCUCAUGUGCUUCUGAUGUCUGAUGAGGUGCUGGAUGAGUUGGACUUGAACAAAUACAAAACCUCUCCAGAAGGUCGUAGGAGACUGGUUCCAGCUGUGAGAUGCUGCAGAAAGGCUCUACUUGCUGGUUGUGAGUUAAAAGAGGAAUCUUGUAAGGCUGUAGCCUCUGCUUUGCAGUCCUCCAUCUCCCUAAAGGAACUGGACCUGAGUCACAAUGACCUGAAGGAGUCUGGAGUUCAGCUUCUCUCUACAGGACUCAGUAGCCCUCACUGUAAACUGACAACAUUAAGACUUGCUGGUUGUAAGCUAACAGAGGAUUCCUGUAAGGCUGUAGCCUCUGCUUUGCAGUCCUCCAUCUCCCUAAAGGAACUGGACCUGAGUCACAAUGACCUGAAGGAGUCUGGAGUUCAGCUUCUCUGUACAGGACUCCGUAGCCCUCACUGUAAACUGCAGACUUUAAGACUUGCUGGUUGUGAGCUAACAGAGGAAUCCUGUAAGGCUGUAGCCUCUGCUUUGCAGUCCUCCAUCUCCCUAAAGGAACUGGACCUGAGUCACAAUGACCUGAAGGAGUCUGGAGUUCAGCUUCUCUCUACAGGACUCAGUAGCCCUCACUGUAAACUGACAACAUUAAGGCUCAAUCUGUGCCACCUCUCUAAAGCAAGCUGUGAAAUGAUGGCAUCCGUGCUGCAAAGUGCACCUUCCCAUCUGAGAGAACUGGACAUGAGUGACAAUGACCUGCAGGAUGAAGGAGUGGAGCUGCUCUGUGCAGGACUAAGAGAUCCACAAUGCAAGCUGGAGACACUGAGACUGUCUGGUUGUCGCAUCACACAUGAGGGCUGUUCUCUCUUCUCCUCUGCCCUCAAAUCAAACCCCUCCUACCUGAAACAGCUGGAUCUGAACUACAAUCACCCAGGAGACUCAGGUGUCAGAGAGCUCACAGACAGACUGAAUGAUCCCAGCUGUAAACUAGAGACGUUGAGUUAUGACCAUGGAGGAGAGUGCAGGAUUAAACCAGGACCCAGAAAAUAUGCCUGUGAGCUCACACUGGACCCAAACACAGCACACAGACAACUCUCUCUCUCUGAGGGGAACAGAAAGGUGACAUGGGGGAGUCCGCAGCAGCCGUAUCCUGACCACCCAGAGAGAUUUGACUCCCACUGGCAGGUGCUGUGUAGAGAGGGUCUCACGGGUCAGUCUGGACGCUACUACUGGGAGGCUGAGUGGAGUGGUGAUGGUGAUGGUACAGUUUCUAUAGCAGUGGCCUAUAAAAGCAUGGAGAGGAAAGGGAGGGGGGCCAGCAGCUUGUUUGGACAUAAUGCCAAGUCCUGGAGACUGGAGUGCUCUGGUAACAGUUACUCUGCCUGGCACAAUAAUAAGAAGACUGCCAUACCUGCCCCCUCCUCCCGCUCCAGCAGAGUAGGAGUGUACCUGGACUGGCCAGCAGGCACUCUGUCCUUCUACAGCGUCUCCUCUAACACACUCACCCACCUGCACACGUUCCACUCCACAUUCACUGAGCCCCUCUAUCCUGGGUUUUAUGUUGAUUAUACAUGCUCAGUGUCCCUGUGCCAGAUCACAUGACCUCCUAAUCCUGCAGCAGAGGAGAGCCACACAUUUGUUUACACACUCUCACCUGUUUACACACUCCUGUGUGUGUGUGUGUGUGUGUGUGUGUGUGUGUGUGUGUGUGUGUGUGUGUGUGUGUGUGUGUGUGUGUGUGUGUGUGUGUGUGUGUGUGUGUGUGUGUUCCUUUUAUUGCCUCAUCUGUGUUGCAUCUUCCCUCUGGCUUAUCCCCUGAAUUUAGUGCUCCCUCUGUUUCUUGUAUGUGUGUGUGUGUGUGUUUAUUAUGUGUGUGUCUAUGGCCCAAUCCCAAUGUCAGCCCUAAAGACUAAGAACUAAAGACUCACAGACUUAAAGGGAUAGUUCGGGUUUUAAGACACGAAGUUAUAUGGGUUCCCCGUCAGCAACGUUGUGCAUCAGCACUGACUUACCCCGCAACAGCGUCCUGUGAGCCGAGAUCCAGCCGGUUUUUGAUGCUGAAGA